This is a messenger RNA of Pollicipes pollicipes, 805 nucleotides long. RefSeq names its product oligosaccharide transferase gamma subunit (gene Ostgamma). The record is from RefSeq and is a predicted model, not a curated record. Gene Ontology annotation, cellular component: oligosaccharyltransferase complex. NCBI's taxonomy places the organism in Eukaryota, Metazoa, Arthropoda, Thecostraca, Pollicipedomorpha, Pollicipedidae.
GCCGCCGCGAAGGGAAACAUGGGCUGUUUUUGCUGACGGUUGGGGUGGAUUUGCUGUACCGCAUGCCGCAAUAGCUCAUAACUUGUUUGGAGGUGUGAGCGUCCUUUUCAAGAUUUCGAGACUCUGUAUCAGUCUUGUAAACUUCAAAGAGCUUUGAACGAUGUGGAUGGUUUAUAAACUAGCAUUUUGUGUAGCCCUUCUUGUUAGUUUAUCUGAUCAAGUUCGGAAAAAAGAGCUGUCACUGGCAGACCGCUGGCAGCAGAUGAGCGACCUCAGCUACCGCAGUUACGUCAUCAGCCUAGACAGCGAGCGGUUUAAGUCGCUGGUGCGCUCGGGGCCGCGCAACUACUCAACAGUCGUCAUGUUUACGGCCAUGGACGCGCGCCGCGGCUGCGCCAUCUGCCGGGAGGCGAAUGACGAGUAUAUGAUCACGGCAACAUCACACCGCUAUUCGAAGUCGUACCCCAACAACGUCUUCUUCGCUAUGGUCGAUUUCGACAAGGGCUCGGACGUCUUCCAGUCGCUCAAGAUCAAUACGGCUCCGAUGUUCAUCCACUUCCCGGCGAAGGGCAAUUACCGCAAGUCUGACAUCAUGGACAUCCAGCGGACGGGGAUUUCUGCCGAGAUCCUGGCCAAGUGGGUGGAGUCGAUGACGGACGUGCAGAUCCGCGUGAUCCGGCCGCCCAACUACGCCGGCACGGCCGGCCUCAUGCUGCUGAUGGCGCUGUUCGGCUUCCUCAUCUACCUGCGCCGCAACAACCUCGAGUUCUUGUACAACAAAACCAUGUGGGCGGUGUUGGCACUG